Molecule: messenger RNA, 1041 nt
Organism: Miscanthus lutarioriparius
Lineage: Eukaryota; Viridiplantae; Streptophyta; Magnoliopsida; Poales; Poaceae
Source: the annotation of a GenBank genome assembly
AUGCAGCAGCAGCACCAGCAGCCCCCGCCGCACCGUCACGCCAAGACGGACUCGGAGGUGACGUCGAGCAUGGCGGCGUCGUCGCCGCCGCGGGCAGCCUACUACGUGCAGUCGCCGAGCCACGACGACGGCGACAACAAGACGGCCGCGUCCUCCUUCCACUCCUCCCCGGCGGCGUCCCCGCCGAGGUCGCUGGGCCGGGCGUCCAGGGACUCCUCCUCCUCCCGCUUCUCCGCCAGCGCCAAGAGCGCCGGGGCCGGCGCCGGCCCGGGAGGCGUCGCCGUCCCCGGCGGGGGGCGGCGCCGCAGCAGCCCGUGGAAGAAGGAGGCGGCCAUCGAGGAGGAGGACCUCCUCGGCAUGGACGACGACGAAGACGACGACGCCGCCCACGGCGGGCUCAGCGGGAUCCCCAAGCGGGUGCGCUACGCGCUCGGCUUCGUGGGGGCCUUCUUCGGGCUCUUCUUCUUCUUCGCGCUCAUCCUGUGGGGCGCCAGCCGCAACCAGCGGCCCGUCGUCACCCUGCGCGCCGUCACGUUCCACCGCUUCGUCGUGCAGGCCGGCACCGACGCGUCGCUCGUGCCCACCGAGAUGGCCUCGCUCAACGCCACCGUCACCCUCGUCUUCCGCAACACCGGCACCUUCUUCGGCGUCCACGUCUCCGCCGACCCCGUCACGCUCUACUACACACAGCUCCAGCUCGCGUCCGGCAAUAUAAAGUACUUCUACCAGUCUCGGAAGAGCCAGCGCAGCCUGACGGUGGCGGUGGUCGGCGACAAGGUGCCCCUGUACGGCGGCGGGUCGGGGCUGAGCAGCACCCCGACGACGCUGCCGCCGCCCAAGAAGCGCGCGCCGCCGGUGGUGGUGCCACCGCCGCCCGUGGCGCUGCAGCUCACGGUGCGGCUGCGGUCGCGCGCCUUCGUGCUGGGGAGGCUGGUGAAGCCCAAGUUCUACAGCGAGGCCCGCUGCAGCGUCACCAUGGACCAGACCAAGCUCGGCAAGCCCGUCUCCCUCAACAACAAGGCCUGCACCUACACCCACUAG